AUGGCGGAGCUGCCGCUGCCCGCCGGGCUCAGCGCCAGCACCUUCCCCGCCAAGCUCUGGCGCCUGGCCAACAGCCCCCACGUCCGCUCCGUGCGCUGGGACAGCCGGGCCACGGGGCUGCUCAUCGACCGCUCCCUCUUCGAGCGAGAGCUGCUCAGCUCGGGCGACGCCCACGGGGCGGGCACUGACGGGGCGGGGCCGGUACCGGAGUCCUUCCAAGCCACGCACUUUGGCAGCUUCGUGCGGCAGCUCAACCUCUACGGCUUCCAAAAGGUGCCGGGCUGGGUUGGCUUAGAUGAGCCGGCCGAUACCGGGGGCUGGCUCCACUUCAGGAACCCCAACUUUCGGCGCGACCGCCCCGACCUCCUGCUCCGCAUCAAGCGCCUGACCAGGGCCAACAGGCAGCGGCUGGCGGCGGGGCUGGAGGUGCGCAGCCGCCAGCCCAGCCGCUUCCAGCAGCUCCACACGGAGCGAACAGCGCUCUCCUUCCCCAUCGGGCAGCUCCCCAGAGCCGUGCUCUCAUACCAGGACCUCAGUGCUGCCUCACCUGAGGAUCUAGAACUGCCUCCAGGCCCUCCCAGGCUAAGUGCAGGUGCUCAGGACUCUGAGGUUUUCCUAGCUUCUCCCAAGAAACUGUUUGCCUCAUCUGCACUUCUUGGGGUUUCAUCGGAAGAACCAGGCACAGGCAAAUUUAAUCUCCACCGUGAGCUCAUCAUUCCGCUGGUUCCCAUGGAGCUUAAAUGCCAACCUGAGCUCAUCGUUCCUCUGGUUCCUGUAGACCAUCGCAGCAUUUCCAUGGCCUCUCCAGAGAGGAGCAGCUGCACAUCUUCAGAGCAGCAGUUGCCAGCCUGCAGCCCAUCAGCCACCCCAGACACUUCAGCCCCCAGCACUCCAGCUGGCAGUGCUGCUUUUGCAGCAUGGACAGCCCCCAGCUGGCUGUGGAAUACUCCUGGGGAAGAGGAAUUGCCACCGCCGGAUCUGGACAUGGUGCUUGAGACGCUGGAGGAGAUGUUUGCUCCCUCUGCUCAGGGGAAUAUUCAUGUUGCCCCUGAGUCUUCAGGAGGAGAGCCUGUGGACAGAGCUGCAGCAGAGGGAGCUUUGCCAGGCACCAAGAGCUGUGGGAACUAUUUCCAGGAACCCUAA
Molecule: messenger RNA, 1143 nt
Organism: Haemorhous mexicanus (house finch)
Lineage: Eukaryota; Metazoa; Chordata; Aves; Passeriformes; Fringillidae
Exons: 4
Coding region: 1-1143 (380 amino acids)
Biological process (GO): regulation of DNA-templated transcription
Molecular function (GO): sequence-specific DNA binding; DNA-binding transcription factor activity
Source: RefSeq, a predicted model, not a curated record